UCAUGCUGCUGCCAGGUCCAGAGUCUCUCAUGGGUCCCUGUACGGCCUCCCAUUGCUGCUGUCUCCAUCGCCACACUCUGCCAUGUGCCACUUUCAGGUCUCCUCACACUCCUGCUGGUUUCCAUUUUGUCAUAGGUUGCUGGCAGAUUACAGGCCUCCCAUAGGUGCUGCCAGGCCCCAAAUCUGCCAUGGGCCCCCGUACCCGCCUCGUCACGCUGCUGCUGGGUCCACAGUGUGACAUGGGUUGCUGUAUGGCCUCCCAUUGCUGCUGCCUCCACCGCCACACACUGUGACAGCGAAUUU
Messenger RNA from Staurois parvus, 303 nucleotides. The record is from the annotation of a GenBank genome assembly. NCBI's taxonomy places the organism in Eukaryota, Metazoa, Chordata, Amphibia, Anura, Ranidae.